Oncorhynchus masou masou (cherry salmon) is the source of this 7251-nucleotide messenger RNA. RefSeq names its product dual specificity protein phosphatase 7-like. Gene Ontology annotation, cellular component: cytosol; cytoplasm. The record is from RefSeq and is a predicted model, not a curated record. The transcript has 3 exons. NCBI's taxonomy places the organism in Eukaryota, Metazoa, Chordata, Actinopteri, Salmoniformes, Salmonidae. Bases 378 to 1529 code for a protein of 383 amino acids. Gene Ontology annotation, molecular function: MAP kinase tyrosine phosphatase activity; MAP kinase tyrosine/serine/threonine phosphatase activity; protein tyrosine/threonine phosphatase activity. Gene Ontology annotation, biological process: protein dephosphorylation; negative regulation of MAPK cascade.
CAUAGCGGUUACUGGAAAUGACACACGGGAGGCGGUCGAAAGGCAAAUGUCCAAAAAUAAUGUGCUGUAGUUAUGAUUCAUCUGGAAGCCACAUUUUGAUCAGAUUUAUAAAACCAGACAACACUUAGCCUAUAGGGUAUUUUCAGUAAUAGGACGCAGUAUCAAACGGUCUGAGAGAAUAUCGUUAGUGUGUUGAAGCCUGGUGGUGUGUUGAUUCCGUCUACCAGCCCGGGUGAGCUGCUGCUGUAUCGUGGGACGACCGGGAUCAGAGCGGACGGACGUGGUUCUGUCCAUAUCCACACGAGUAGAAGUUUUGCGCCGUGAUUUUUUUUUUUUGCCCGUGUGUUAGUGCAAAGAGCCGCAUCUAUAUUUCCCUAAUGAAAAUUACUCUUUGGAAGGGUUCCCGGGUCGUGACAGAGAUGAUGUCGAGUAAAAGUGUGGAAUGGCUUCAAGAGGAACUUGAGUCCGGGCUCGGUGUGAGCUCGCUACUGCUACUGGACUGCCGAUCGCACGAGCUCUACGAAUCAUCACACAUAGAGUCGGCCAUCAAUCUGGCGAUUCCCGGUUUGAUGCUGCGGAGACUAAAGAAGGGGAAUCUACCGAUCCGGUCCAUCAUUCCCAACAACGAGGAUAAGGAGAAAUUCGUGAAGCGGUGCAAAACGGAUAUGAUUCUUCUCUACGACGAGGCCACUACGGACUGGCAGGAGACCGGGCUGGUGAGCUCUGUCCUCGGCUUGCUACUGCAAAAGCUCCGGGAUGACGGCUCCAAGGCUUUUUACCUGGAAGGUGGAUUCAACAAGUUCCAGACAGACUACCCAGAACACUGUGAGAUGAACCUUGACUGUUCCUGCCCCAGCAGCUCCCCGCCUGCGUCUGUCCUGGGGCUGGGGGGGCUGAGGAUCAGCUCUGACUGUUCUGAUGGGGAGUCAUCGGACAGAGAACCGGUCAGCGCCACCGAGUCCGAGGGCAGCCCUCUCCCCAACAACCAGCCUGCCUUCCCGGUCCAGAUCUUACCGUACCUCUACCUGGGCUGUGCCAAAGACUCCACCAACCUGGACAUCCUGGGGAAGUACAACAUCAAGUACAUCCUGAACGUCACGCCCAACCUGCCCAACAUGUUUGAACACGACGGAGACUUCAAGUACAAACAGAUCCCCAUCUCCGAUCACUGGAGCCAAAACCUCUCGCAGUUUUUCCCAGAGGCCAUUUCUUUCAUUGAUGAAGCUCGUUCCAAAAAGUGUGGUGUCCUGGUGCACUGCCUGGCAGGGAUCAGUCGCUCGGUAACGGUCACCGUGGCCUACCUGAUGCAGAAGCUUAACCUGUCGCUCAACGACGCCUACGACUUCGUCAAACGCAAGAAGUCCAACAUCUCUCCCAACUUCAACUUCAUGGGUCAGCUUCUGGACUUUGAGAGAACGUUAGGGCUCAAUAGCCCAUGUGACAACCACACCUCCACCAAUGACCAGCUGUUCUUCACCACGCCAACCAAUCAUAACGUGUUCCAGCUCGACACGCUGGAAUCUACAUGAAAAGGAGGAAGGGUGAGACUUGAGCGGCCAACUUGGAUGUGAAUGUUUAUCUUCUGAUCGGCAGAGGCUGGCUGGCUUUGACAGCGGACAGUCUGGGAUGGACAUGGAAGAGGACAGAACAGACACCUAAUGGAAGUCUGUUUGGCUUGUUGAAUCAUUGGUCUCUCAGAGAGGAGGAGGAGGAAGCCUGUUCCUCUGUUUCAUCUCCACAGUGGUUUGGGUAGCGCCUUAUCUUGUCAUCUUGUUGACCAGCCUGUUUAUUUUAUGUCGAAGGAAGGAAGAAGUCCUAGAUGUAGACUGAUUCAUGCUGCAGAACAGAACCGUACAGAGAAUCAUACAAAGAUGGGUCACGCAGAUAGAUGGAUCUGCUGCAGUCAUUCAUUGAUUCAUUGUCGUCCUCUUGGACAAGCUCCUCAUCAACAACGUCUUCAUGAUGAUGAUGAUGAUGUGUUGGAGGGCCUUGGAUUCACCCGUAUGGAGCUGGUCUCCCUCUAUUGAAUGUUGGUCAAAUUUUUUAACAAACUUAAGUUAUUAUUAAAACAAAACACAAGUCUGUUCAAGUGAUGCUAAUAACAAUGUAAUUACAAGUACGUAUUAUCAGUAUGUAUGUAUGCAUUUGUAUAUUUGAAUAUAUUUACACACAAAUGUCUACUACUACUAUACUCUUACCUGUACAAAAACACACUGACAGCUGAAGGAGAUAUUAUAACUAAAGAGAAAACAGACCAACAGAAAGUAACUUUUUGAUAAUAUUCUGGUUGUUUUUGUCAUUUCUUUUCUAUGUUUGUAAAGAUGACCUAAUGCAGUUUGCACAGUGAAGCCUUUUGUUUCUUGGCACUUGCGAGAGAGAGCGACAUUGCGAGAGAGAGCGACAUUGAGAGAGAGAGCGACAUUGAGAGGGAGAGCGACAUUGAGAGAGAGAGAGCGACAUUGAGAGAGAGAGCGACAUUGAGAGAGAGAGCGACAUUGAGAGAGAGAGAGCGACAUUGAGAGAGAGAGAGCGACAUUGAGAGAGAGAGAGCGACAUUGAGAGAGAGAGAGCGACAUUGAGAGAGAGAGAGCGACAUUGAGAGAGAGAGAGCGACAUUGAGAGAGAGAGAGAGCGACAUUGAGAGAGAGAGAGCGACAUUGAGAGAGAGAGAGCGACAUUGAGAGAGAGAGAGCGACAUUGAGAGAGAGAGAGCGACAUUGAGAGAGAGAGAGCGACAUUGAGAGAGAGAGAAAGACGUGUCAGAGAGGGACAUUCAGAGAUUGAGGGACAUUCAGAGAGGGACAUUCAGAGAUUCAGAGAUUGAGAGAUUCAGAGAUUGAGAGAAGAAGAGGGACAUUACGAGAUUGAGAGAAGGAGAUUGUCAUUCAGACAGUGAGAGAAGAAAAGGGACAUUCAGAGAUUGAGAGAAGAAAAGGGACAUUCAGAGAUUGAGCUGGGUGAAGCACUUAAUUGAAAGCUUAGUUCCUUAAUUGUAUAUGAAAGAUAGUAUGCAUCCCAAAUGUCUCCCCUACUCCCUACAUCAGGGAUAUUCAACUCCUACCCUACAAGGUCCGGAGCCUGCUAGUUUUUUGUUCUAUCUGAUAACGAAUUGCACACUUGGUGUCCCAGAACUAAAUCAUUCCCUGAUUAGAGGGAAACAAUGAAAACAUGCAAUGGAACUGUCUUCCAGAGUUGAGAUGGAGAGCCCUACGUAGUGCACUACGGAGGGAAUAGGGUGCCAUUUGGAACGUAGAUUCAUUAUUUUGGUUUAAGCAAAGAUCCCAACAUCACCCGAAAGAGUUUUAAUCGUGGGAACAAUCACCCUGCAAGCCAUGGCUAUAUUAUACAUAUUAUAUUUCUCUAAAUGAUUAUAUCAUAUUAGGAAUAAAAUAUUAGCUCAAUUCUCUACAUGAGCAUGCUACUGUGUGCUCUCUACCCGUGGGGUGGUGGGGGACUACACAAGGAAAGAAUUGGUUGUGAACAGGUUUGAAAAUGUUUUCUACAUUUCCAGGUUUUCCCAAAAAAUCCUGGUUUGGAGAUUUCCGUAUUGAGACAACAAGCAGAACAUCCAGGAAUCCUUCUUCAAGGUAUUAUGGAAAACCUGGGAAUUGUAGAAAAUGGCUGUAAUUUUGCAACCCUAGUUGGGAGGUGGUCGGUUGUUUAUUUACCAGUUGGAAGACGGACGAUGACAUCAGUUUUUUCUUACUACUAUUACUGUUGUCUGUCUGUCUGCCUGUCAUGUACAGACCCCGUUCACACCGAGGACUUUAUUGAAUCUGUAAUCUGUAUAGCUGAAGGUUGUGCGACCUAAAUGAAAGGUCAUUUCACAUUGAGCCGACAUAUGGAGUCUCUGCUAACACGGUGAACAUUGCCUUUAGAUUUCAAUCACGCUGAACUUCAGCCAUACAGAUGGAACCCAGACCUUAGGUUGCACCACUGAUGUACAACGCAUUUUGGUACAACGGUUGUGAUACAAUUUAUAUAUUUUCCUAAUACUUCAUGCUGAAAAAUUCUCUGUUGCAUCACAACCGUUGUACCAAAUGUGUUGUACACCAGUUGUACGACUCGAGUGUGGGGUCAUAUAGAGGAGAAUAUAUCCCAUUUAGCAGACGCUUUUGUCCAAAGCGACUUACAAGUCGGCUGGGGCCACUACUUUUACAUAUGGGUGGCCCCAGCAGGAAUCGAACCCACGACGCUUGGCGUUGCAAGAGCCAUGCUCUACCGACUGAGCCACACAGGACCAGGAGAGAAAGGUUGUUAGCAUUAGCUAUUAUAAGAGGUUAUAAGCUGUAGCUGUUAUAAGCUGUAACUGUAGCUAUUUUAAGUGGUUAUAAGCUCUAGCUGUUAGAAGAGGUUAUAAGCUCUAGCUGUUGGAAGAGGUUAUAAGCUCUAGCUGUUGGAAGAGGUUAUAAGCUCUAGCUGUUGGAAGAGGUUAUAAGCUCUAGCUCAUCACAUACAGCAGUAUACAGUAUAUGGCCAGGAGGGUUUCUACAGCCUAAUUCAUACCGUACAUAAAACACAACACAAGAACACACUUAGUUACUCAGAAUCCUGCAUAGUUGCGUCGAGUUACUCCAGAGCUGCGCACAUUUGCAUAUUUUUGCUAUGCAAGUACACAGAACAGCCAUUUUGCAAAUAUGAUGAUAUUAUUGUGUAUGGUCCACAUCAGGCUCAACACAGAGUCAUGUGACUGGUCCAAAGGAAGAAGAUCAGGUAGCAUGCUAGCAGAUACCCAUAGACCUCCAGUCAUCGCGCUAACACUAGUUAGCAUUGGCUCACCAAACUACCUCUUAACUUCCUUCACACUGGACACAGAGACAUUACAAUGGUGUCCAUGAGUUCGUCUGACUCCGGGGAAGUAGAUAAAGGGCCUUAAUGCCAAAAUCCCCAAGUAUCCCUUUAAUAAUAAUAUAAAUCAAAACAAACAUGUUAAUGACGAGCAACUAGUUGGCUGAAAUAGCACCCUGUUCCCUAUAAAGUGCACUACCGCUACUUUAGUGCUCUAUUGUGGUCCUAAAUAGUGUGUUAUAUAGGGGAACAGGGUGCCAUUCAGGGACGAAUGAAUUGUUUCUUAACUGGUUUUCAGACUAGGUGGUUAAUCUUACUUUGCAAUAUAUCAACAAACACCUUUUGCAGUGUUUUCAACAUCUAUCUAUCAUGUCUUAUUGCUCAUCUGUUCAAGACCUCUCCUGUUUUCAGAGAACAAUUCUGGACAUCAAUACAGAAUACAGCUAUAGAAUUCUAGACAUCAGUAUAGAAUACAGCUAUAGAAUUCUAGGCAUCAAUACAGAAUACAGCUAUAGAAUUCUAGACAUCAAAACAGAAUACAGCUAUAGAAUUCUAGACAUCAGUACAGAAUACAGCUAUAGAAUUCUAGACAUCAAAACAGAAUACAGCUAUAGAAUUCUAGACAUCAGUACAGAAUACAGCUAUAGAAUUCUAGACAUCAAAACAGAAUACAGCUAUAGAAUUCUAGACAUCAAAACAGAAUACAGCUAUAGAAUUCUAGACAUCAAAACAGAAUACAGCUAUAGAAUUCUAGACAUCAGUACAGAAUACAGCUAUAGAAUUCUAGACAUCAGUACAGAAUACAGCUAUAGCUCUGACGGCUCUGCUUAUUUGUUGGGUCAAGUUGCCCCUAAAUACUGGUCUUGGGCAGUUUUUCUAGCCUGGGUCCCACGUCUCUUGCCAAUCUUGCUAACUCCCAGCUGUGUGAGGAAGGAAGCUAUACAGUUAAGCAAGCACAGUGAAACCUAUUACACCUACUCCAUUGCUAACUCUCAUUGUCAAGCCAUUUGUGUGGGAUAGCAAUUCCAUAAUGAGUUGGCAAGAGAGCACAAACAGACUGGCACCCAGGCUAAUACCUAGUAUAUCACCUAGCCUGGGCAUCAGUCUGGUUGUGCUAACAUUCCACACCUUGUAGUGUGUUGUCAUAUGUUUGGCUGUGGCAAGGUAUAUGAUGGUACAAACUGAUCUGGGAUCAGGCCUACCAAAACACUUAAGAAGUGGGUGACAACCUGCACCUAUAUCUGGAUCUAUCACAGAUCAUUACACCCUUACAUUGAAAUGUCUUUCUUCUUCAGUGAUUUUUGUUGUUGAUUUUGAUAGCGUGCUCUAUGCUAUCGGUCUAGUCAUGUGGCUUUUCUCAGUAUAUUAAGCUGAUAUGCAAAGUUGUUUCUCCUAAAUAUAAUAAAGCAUUUUUUUUUCUUUUUUCGAUGAUGGUGGUUAUUUUACAUCCUUGAAAGAAGUUUAAUAGUAGAGAGUUUGAACAACAAAGAAAGAUGAGGGUGGAAGAUUUGGGACACACUUUUACGUUACACCCUUAGGGUUUGAAUGUAUUUAAGUACAGAACUUUUUUUAUUUGUAUUUUAUUAAGAGAAAAUCUUUGAUUUCAAGCUGCUUCAUGUGUUUGUCUCUUGUGUAACGAUGAAAGAUAAAACCUUGCAUUUUUUCUCCGUUCGUAUAUUUGAUGGGAACACAGGAACAAUGUAACUGAGUGUGCAUCCAAAAUAGCAACCUAUUCCCUAUGUAGUGCCCUACUUAUGACAGGCUCUGGUCUAAAGUAGGGCACUAAUAUAGGGAAUAGGGUGCCGUUUGGGACACGAGAGAAAGUGACCGAUCAUCAUCUUUACCUCACAGGGAAUUUUCAGGGAUUGUUUUGACAAUGCAUCUUCAUACCCGUUCAAUACCUGUUUAAUACCUGUUCAACACUCCUUCAAGACCUGUUCAACACUCCUUCAAUACCUGUUUAAUACCUGUUCAACACUCCUUCAAUACUCCUUCUAUACCUGUUCAAUACCUGUUCAACACUCCUUCAAUACCUGUUCAACACUCCUUCAAUACCUGUUCAACACUCCUUCAAUACCUGUUCAACACUCCUUCAAUACUCCUUCUAUACCUGUUCAAUACCUGUUCAACACUCCUUCAAUACCUGUUCAACACUCCUUCAAUACCUGUUCAACACUCCUUCAAUACCUGUUCAACACUCCUUCAAUACCUGUUCAACACUCCUUCAAUACCUGUUCAACACUCCUUCAAUACUCCUUCAAUACCUGUUCACCACUCCUUCAGUACCUGUUUAACGUGUGGAUACAUUUUGAACACGAUGCCAUCUAUAAAUGAUGUGUAGAAAACUGUCAACAGGGCAGUUGAUUCUUCCUGAUGUUAAAGGACGUUGACCAUAUGUAUUGUAUAGUUAAAUGGAAACAUGUUUAUACCACAAAAUAAAUAUUGAAUAAUCAUUUUCUUUAA